Sphaerodactylus townsendi is the source of this 2535-nucleotide messenger RNA. Its product is annotated as ras-related protein Rab-10-like. The record is from RefSeq and is a predicted model, not a curated record. The coding region runs from base 332 to 949 and encodes 205 amino acids. Gene Ontology annotation, molecular function: GTP binding; GTPase activity. NCBI's taxonomy places the organism in Eukaryota, Metazoa, Chordata, Lepidosauria, Squamata, Sphaerodactylidae. Gene Ontology annotation, biological process: cellular response to insulin stimulus. The transcript is spliced from 6 exons. Gene Ontology annotation, cellular component: insulin-responsive compartment; Golgi apparatus; recycling endosome.
UGCCGCUAAAAUUAGCAGGUGCAAAAUCAAGAAGCAGCAGGACAGCAACCCUCCCCCCGAAAGAGGAACUGCGCCAGCCAGCCGGCCCUCCACACGGAGCGCUCAAAGCGAAAAAGGCUGCAGGAACUAGAGCCGCCCAACCCAGACUCCGGGUGGGGCCUGAGAAGCUUGCCAGGCGCGUGAAAUCGCAGCGAGCUGCCGCAGGAAAACAGCUGGCCGAGGAAGGAAGGGCGGGCUCUGCUUUGCCCACGUCUGGAAUGAGUGGCUCCAGGCGGGCAAGUUUCGGUUUAGUCAGUCCUGACCGGGGAGCUGCUUCCGAGCCUCAGUGCACAUGGCCCACUCUGGAGCGCGCAUGCCCCAGAAAGCGCUGCUGGCCAAGAUAGUGAUGGCCGGAGAGCCCGAAGUGGGCAAAACCUCUAUCCUGAGGCAAUACACCCAGACUUCGCUAGCGCAGCCCGCCUCCUUUAUCGCCACCAUCGGCAUUGAUUUCAAGGUAAAAACAAUUUCAUUGAAUGAUACCACACUGAAACUGCAAAUAUGGGACACUGCUGGCCAAGAACGAUUCCGUACGUUGACUACUAGUUAUUUCCGUGGAGCACAUGGAUUUGUUCUUGUCUAUGAUAUCACAAAUAUAGAAAGUUUUCAAGGAAUUGCACAUUGGAUGAAAGCUAUAUAUGAGAAAGCAGAUGAAAAUGUAGAAGUGAUACUAUUGGGUAACAAAUGUGACAAUGAGGCAGAACGUGCAAUUCCAAAACACAGAGGAGAAAAGCUGGCAUGGGAGUAUGGAAUACCCUUUUUUGAGACCAGUGCUAAGAACAAUGUAAACAUUGAACAUGCCUUUUCUGUACUAGCUGAAGAAAUAUUGGACAAGAACUCCUCCAUAACACUCAGCUCAGAUGUAGUUGACCUAAGUGAAAAUGCACAAAAAAGAACUUGCUGCAAAUUGUGACGACUGCCCAUUUUGUUUUUGUUUGUAUGGUUAUGUUGCUCAGUUUGUAGAAUUUUCUUCUUCAGUACCUAUAUUUAAUAACACAUGUAACUGGAAAUACCAUUGGGGUCUGUUUCCAUACCCAGGCAAUACUUUUUGGGGCAGAAUGCAGAAAAACAGUGGCUUUAGAACUUUUUCCUCUUAUGACAGUGUAACCUAUGCAGCGGUAAAUGGUGUUGCCAAAGUACAGCUUAUGCUGUAAACCAAAAAGCAUCUGAGAUAAGAAAACAAUAAGAACCCAUUUAUUGGGAUGAAAAAAACCCUCAGGAGUUCAUUGAGAAAACUGAUUCAUGUAAGAAAACUGAUUCAUGUUUAAGGGAACUAUGUUUAAGUACUGUGGAGAGAUACAAAAUUAUUAGACAUUAUUGUUUUUAAAUGUUUUCUUUUAAAUUCAUGAAAGUUUGUUAGUUGUCAAAUACAUUGUUCAAACCAUGGUUUUUGUUGUUCCAAUUAAAAAACACACACUUUGUAAAGGCACCGUCCUUGAGUUAUCAGAAAGAGUCUUGUGGCUGAUGUGAAUGAUCAGUGUGAGUUAUUCAAUAUGUAAAAGGGGAGGGGUGAAUUUGUGCAAAAGAAAUAUUCUGCCUCAAGUCAAAGUGCUUUAAUGCUAUGGAACUGUGAUUUCUGCCACCACAAACCAAUAUGUUCGUGCAAUUUUCUACCUCAAGAUACAUUAGAAUUUAGUUUGGAGAAGAAAUAUGUUCCAAAUGAAAUAUAUGUAAGAUUUUUUCAGGGCUGUAAGGGGAUUCAAUACACAAAAUUUGAAGCAAUGUAAGUAUUGACAUUAACAAAGACAAUAAUAAUAAUUUUGCUUGGUAUAUAUGUUUAAAAUGCAUCUAUGAUAUUUUCUUAAGAUCAUAAUUGUAAAAUCUGUUCAAGGGCAAGCAUAAUAAACAUACAGUACCUUCAAGAAAAAGCUGGCCAUAGUUGUUUAUUUUUAUAGGAAACCUUAGAAGCCCAGGCUGGAAACUUUCACUUGAAGAUAUACAAUGAGAUGCUAUGCAAAGGAACAAAGAUUCCUGUCUAAAAGUAUACUGUAAUACAAAAGGAAGGGCUAUCCAGUGUGUCAUUUUGCUUAAUACAUGGCUCAGCUAUAUGUAUUCAAGCCAUUUUGAUGAUCUUGGUUUGUAGAUGACAAAUUUAUGUUUAUUUGUAAUUUUUGUAUUAGACAUAAAUAUGCUCAUGAUAGUCAACUUCUUGGGUUGAAAGACUUAAGACAUUGGUGUGUACAGUUCAAUAAACAAUGCUAUCCCAUUUACCACAAGUUUUGGAGACAUUAAAUCUGUAUUGUUCUCUUAUAGAAGUUGCAGUUGAGGUUCCUCAGUGGUACAAGUCAAAUGUCAAAUAUUUUAUGAUUUUCUGGUAAUGACCUACCUACAUCUGCUGUUUGUACAGUUUAUAUACUCAUCUUAAUUUGUGUUAUAUAUCAGCAUAAUUAAUCCUAUGGCACAUGUAGCUGUGAUAAAAUGUAUUAGGCACAUCCUUUUCUGUUAUCUUUUUUUCUUUUGUCAUAGCUGAUUUGACUAAUAAAAUAGAUACUGUGAUAA